AUGAAAAAGGAGCAGCGCUCGGCGGGUGGUACGCCGGCAAGUGGCACGAGAAAGGAAUUAAACUUUCUCGGAAACGAAAACCAGGAUGAGGCAAUGGGAGAGGCCGCAAUCCUGGAGCAAAGCGUAGAUCCGAAGACCUUGUCGCCGGCGGCUCGGGCUGACUACGAGUUUCGUCGCAUGGAUCCCGACCGAAAGCAAAGACUAGAGGCGCAGCA
This is a messenger RNA of Amoebophrya sp. A25, 215 nucleotides long. NCBI's taxonomy places the organism in Eukaryota, Dinophyceae, Syndiniales, Amoebophryaceae. The record is from the annotation of a GenBank genome assembly.